This is a messenger RNA of Suillus clintonianus, 1964 nucleotides long. RefSeq lists its product as uncharacterized. Lineage: Eukaryota; Fungi; Basidiomycota; Agaricomycetes; Boletales; Suillaceae. Gene Ontology annotation, molecular function: protein binding. Bases 152 to 1807 code for a protein of 551 amino acids. The transcript is spliced from 3 exons. The record is from RefSeq and is a predicted model, not a curated record.
ACAGAUUUGUUGCUCACCGUCCGUCAACGCGUCACAUUCUGCCCUGCGAAAAAGCGCGAUUGCUGAUGGUGAUUGCACGUGCACGUACGGGACAUCGUCGGCGCCAGGCGCUCAAAACCUUCCCACAGUUUCCGAGUCCCACCCAUAUUCGAUGAUCAAGACUACUAGUUGCCCAACUCACCUUGUGAAGAGAGUGGCCUACCACGAAAUGAAGCACAAAGCAGGCUUUCUGUCUCUUACUGAAGAACUCCACUUUUACAUUCUGAGCUUCCUUUCUUGCCGAGAUAUUCUUCGUUGUACAUCUGUAUGUAAGGCCCUUCGACAGACGUACAUGUCCUCCUCCGUGCUUCAGUACAUCAUCGAACUCAGCGGCCAACGGUUGCUCCCUGUCCCUAACACAGACAACCGCACUUCUGCUUCCAGCCACCUACAGACAUUGAGGGACAGGGCAUACGCAUGGUUCAAGUUUGACAUGCACUCUUUCAAAUCAAUCACCUUACCAGAAAUUUUUUACGCCAAGGAACAUCUCAUCAUUGAUGGGCAUCUCUACUUCUGGGACAAAUAUGCAGAGAUGGCCGCGAUCAUUCCAAUACUACCAAAGUCCUCACAACGAACAAUCGAGCGCAACUGGUCUCCAGAAAUGCUGCGUUCGGUGCCCAACUCAGUCACCCUAGAUGUGUUGAUGGACCCAACGCAAAACCUGAUCGCCGUGGUGUAUUCUGUUGUCGAUGAUCUCGAGAUCAAUGAGCCGGUCCGUAUUGACCUUAGAGAAUUGAAUGGUGAUAUUAUUCACCCCAAAGCUGCUGGACGGACACUCCUUGCAUCGGGGCCAACCGCAUACAACAACAGCCGCACAACAUGGGCGAAGCUCAAAGGUUGUGGGAGGCAUAUUGCUUUGCAGCGCGUCAUCUUGGUUGCAGCUAGUGAUGGAAGACUGCCUCGCAUCCGGUACAUGUGGCAGCUGCAGAUUUGGGACUGGCAAAACUCGACGACAUCUAGUAGCGUCCUCGGCGACAUGAUACUCCGCCCAUCUAACAACCGAAUCGAUUUUUGUUUCCUCGGAAUCAAUAGGUUGCUCGUUGUCGCCCACGAUCUGAAGCUUUAUUCAAUCGAGGAUAUGUCCCAGACACCACAGUUGUUAGCCUGUUUCCUGUCCCCCCUCCCAUUGUCGUACCCACGGUGCCUCCUUCCGAUGGAUAAUAUUGAGCAGCUGCAAAUGCAAGUCCAACAAAUGAUGUACACAUCAGACCCUACCCAUCGACUACUAUGCCUUACCACAUCCUUUGGUGGUAGCACUCUAGUCUUCGUCAUAUCUACGAGGAUUUUCUUCGAUCUUGACGGAAUAGCAGUAGCAACGCCGAUACCUUGGAAACUUUGGGGCCCUUCAAAUGCUCGUAUUUUCCGGCACCGAUAUCGAUAUCCAUGCAGACCUCACAUUAGCGGAAAUAGAGUGCUGCAGGCAUUCGCAGUCGGCACACCGGACUCCAUGGAAUAUGAAAUACAUAUGAUGGACUUCAGCCCCCUAGCUGUGACGAACAGGCAGGGUCUAGGGCGAGUGGUGAAAGAACCAUCUACGAUAGAAAUCAUCGGCCUCGCAUCUGACAAUUCACGGGAGGAAUUACAAACAUCCUUACCUUACGUCGAGGUCGUUUCGGACAGGAAGAUUAGUGUUGGCGAGUUGGAGAGCAUAUGGCUCGAUAAUGAUAGGAUUUAUUUGCUCUGCGUAAACCGGGACCGGAGAUCUGUGGCAGGUUUUACUCAGCAUCUUACAUCGCAGUCUAGCAGGCUUGAGGUCAUCGACGUCUAGAGCAGAGUACGUUGUCAGGUUCUCGUGUAGUCCUUUAAAUUUACUAUCGAAGACACAUCGUCCCAAACUGGUGUCAGAUAGGGAAUUGCUCCUGCCUUCCAGCUUGAUACCUGAUGCGGCGGUUGAAUGUCAAAGGCAAGAUGAAGAGUGGAUUGGC